This is a messenger RNA of Lytechinus pictus (painted urchin), 3168 nucleotides long. RefSeq names its product retinoic acid receptor gamma-like. The transcript has 6 exons. The record is from RefSeq and is a predicted model, not a curated record. Gene Ontology annotation, molecular function: RNA polymerase II cis-regulatory region sequence-specific DNA binding; nuclear receptor activity. Gene Ontology annotation, biological process: cell differentiation; positive regulation of transcription by RNA polymerase II; negative regulation of transcription by RNA polymerase II. Bases 1 to 1401 code for a protein of 466 amino acids. NCBI's taxonomy places the organism in Eukaryota, Metazoa, Echinodermata, Echinoidea, Temnopleuroida, Toxopneustidae.
AUGAGCACACUGAACAUAGGAUUAUGGGACAAGAACCGCCUGGCGACUCGUAAACCAAACAAGAAGAAAGCAAAAGUGAAGACGGAAAACAGCGAGACGCCUCCUGCGACACCCGAGGAAUCCUCUCCUGGCAAGGCAAGCGAUCUUCUUCCAGAACUGUCGAGCCAGCAUUGGGAGAUAGCGCGCCUGAUAGCCAUGGCUUACCGAUCGGCAAAGGAAGCGUUGCCCCAACCACCUCCUAAUGUGAUUCCAGAGCCAGCCUUCCCUGACAGUUCUUCUUCAACAUCCCGUGAAGGACCUGAAAAAUCCAGCUGUCAACUUCCAAAGGAUACUGCUUCACCAGGUACCUCACCCCUGCAUAACAAGGGACCAACUUACCCAGAGACUCCUCUGGCCUCAGAAAAAGUCCCCAAGAAGAAGACAUCUCCAGAAUGUGAACCUGGAGAGACCACCAGCAGUUCCUCGACCUUGCCACCAAGAACUAUCCCCCAAGCACCAUCCUGUGAUCUCUCAUCGACUUCAUCAUCCUCAAAGCAGGGAGCCGUAUCUCCAGGAGCUGUUAAAACGGCCGAGACUCUGCCAUCUCCUUCGACCUCUCCUGCCUUGAAGAAAUGCGAGUGCGGAUGCAUAAUUCACAACAAGCCACCUCAUGAGACUGAACCUGAAGCGGACCUUGAUGUAUCAUCAUCUAAGCCAUCGGUCCAAGAAACCUCCAAGGAUAUCCCGUCCAAAGAUCAACCUGGCACGUCUGCUGCGGGGUCAUGUCCAGGUGAUGAUCAAAGGUCAACGCUUGCAGGGGGUAAGAAAGGCUCUGUGAUUGUCCCACAGAUUAUGGAGAUUGUCGUGCUGCUUCUGAGGCAUAUGAUAAACUUUGCCAAGCAACUUCCUGGGUUCCAGACUCUCACCAGUGACGACCAAGCAACUCUUAUCAAAGGUGCUUUGGUGGAAUACAUGAUCCUCACUUCGUGUCCUCUGUACGACAUCGAGAAAGGCCAGUUCAACAGUGAGAUCUGGCCAACGCUUUCCAUCGACCCGGAUCAAGUAGAGAGUGCCGGGUUUAUCACUGUCAUGAAGUCUGUCAUGUCCUUCGCCAUUAAGAUGCAGAAGCUUGCCCUGAGUGAGGAGGAACUUGGUUUGCUCUAUGCGUUAGCUAUCAUAUCACCAGAUCGUCGUGACCUGGAUGAAGCCAUAAAGGUUGAGGAGCUUCAGCAGCCGUUGGUCGACGCUUUGCAGACCUGUGUACAGAUCAACCAUCCAAAGAAGUUGGGACAUUUUGCAAAGAUCAUCAUGCUCCUUACAGAGGUACGUAAUGCCACCGAAGCCUACAUGGACGACCUGAUGACCAUCCAACUCAGCGGGAGCAGACUUAAUCCCCUCCUUGAGGAACUCUUUAGUGACUAACUGGAGACUAUCAGGUGAACCAAGAACUCAUUCCACCCAUUGGAAGAUGAUGUUUUGUCGGAAUGGUCUUAUCUAAAGACAUUCUGCCUCGGGGCAAACGGACCUAAUCCCCUUCUUGAAGAACUUCUCAGCAACUAAUAGGAAACUAUAAAAUAAACGGGAGAUCCCUGUGGAUGAAGUCUUGUACAUUCCUGUUCAAAUGGUAUGCUACAAAGACUUUCCGAUGCGGAUGGAUUGAUUUCUUCAGUGACUAAAGGAAGACAAUCUGGAGCUCUGUCCAACCAAUUAUAAAUGAUGUUUGCUCAAAUGGUCUGCUCUGAAGAUAUUCUGACUCGGCAGGAGCAGGUUAAAUCCUUGAAGAUUUGAAAUUGUCCACCUCAGGACUCUGUGGCGGUGUUGAAGCAUUCUUGAAGCGUUCUUCAAUGACACACUGGAUCCCUCCUCCCACAAAGUCAGAUCCCUGUUGAAGAUGCCGUUGUGUUGAAAUAGUCCUCCUCGUGGACUAUCCAGUGGCAUUGGAGCAUCCUUGAAGCAUUCUUCAAUUAUAAGUUGGAUCCUUCCACCCACAAGGGGACCCAAGAACUCCAUUGAACAGAUCCCUAUUGAUGAUGCUUUGUAUGUUCUUGUUGAAAUUGUCCAUCUCGAGGACUAUCUGGUACAGUUGGGGCAUUCUUGAAGAUUUCUUCAACGGCAAUUGCCUAUUCCCCUCACCGUCUAGCCAAGUUGGAGCAUACUUUCAUCUUUUCCUGGAAGAACUCCUCUGUGAGAGACUCAAUCCUGCAUUAUCAAUCUACAAAUAGUUUGUUGCCUUUGAGUUAAUCACUCCAUUCCGUCUAAAAGCUGAGGUAUCAACAGUGAUGAUACUUUAGGAAAAAUUAAGGUAUAUCUGUCACUCCAUCUGAAGCAAAUUAUUAAUCUGUCAACAAAGUUGAUUCAUCCCUUUAAAGUGAAAUGGGCGGCAACAAGGGAGUGAAUUUUUAUUUGCUGAUCCCGGACUUUGAGAAAAGCAUUGGUGAUGCCUGUGAAAAGAGAAGUAUUUGGGGGAAAGCAAACUUGGUGUCCCAGCGAGAAUUUCUUCUGUCAAGCCUGCUUGGCCUCUGGCAACUGUCAGGCCAGGGAAAAGUGAGAUAAUGAAUUUACCAUAAGGCAAUUCCCAGUGGCAUUACAUAGCAUCUGCUGAUCAUAAAAUUCAUUCUACUCUGGAGGCGGUGCUGCACCAUCCCGAGUUUGCUCAAUCUCGAGAUUUUAGCCCGAUCGGCCCACUUCGCGAUUAAUCUCGAGAUUCAAGAAACUCCGUCUCCACCAUCGCAAGAAGAGCGAUUCCUGCUCGAGCGAGGCAACAAGCCCGAUAUUCCGAGCAUGCGCACUUUCGGAUCUUGGAGUUUCAACAGCCCGCGCUUUUGAAUAACUUCCCGCGAUAUGCAAGUAAUGUACUCCUUUCACUAGCACUUUCGCCGAAUACGACCGGUGUUAUGCAACAAUCCUCUCAGCUCAGCGAGUGAAGAAGUGAUGUAUUCUUCGUUAAAUAUGAUGGCGGAGUAGGAGGCAACGACAGAGAGAGAGAGAGUGAUUUUAUAUCCAAAUGACGUAAAAUUCUCUAUAAAAACACACAAUAAUAAACGUGUAAUAGUCAAUUAGACAUUUUCCAAACCUAGAAAUGUUCUUUUCAAGGAAGUUUUUUUUUAUUCAUGUUCCUCCUUUUUGGAUCUGACCUGGAGAUGUCCUUAUAUUGCAAAAGUGAGAAAAGAAAUGGAUUCUACACACCCU